Messenger RNA from Sapajus apella (tufted capuchin), 927 nucleotides. RefSeq names its product ethylmalonyl-CoA decarboxylase-like. Lineage: Eukaryota; Metazoa; Chordata; Mammalia; Primates; Cebidae. Bases 26 to 430 code for a protein of 134 amino acids. The transcript has a single exon. Gene Ontology annotation, molecular function: enoyl-CoA hydratase activity. Gene Ontology annotation, cellular component: cytosol. Gene Ontology annotation, biological process: fatty acid beta-oxidation. The record is from RefSeq and is a predicted model, not a curated record.
AAAUCUGGACCGCUGAAUUUGGUUAAUGACUCCAGAGAGUAAGAUCAGAUUUGUUCACAAAGAGAUGGGCAUAAUACCAAGCUGGGGUGGCACCACUCGGCUAGUUGAAAUAAUCGGAAGUAGACAAGCUCUCAAAGUGUUGAGUGGGGCCCUUAAACUGGAUUCAAAAAACGCUCUAAACAUAGGAAUGGUUGAAGAGGUCUUGCAGUCUUCAGAUGAAGCUAAAUCUCUAGAAGAGGCACAAGAAUGGCUAAGGCAAUUUAUCCAAGGGCCACCAGAAGUAAUUAGAGCUUUGAAGAAAUCUGUUUCUUCAGGCAGAGAGCUAUAUUUGGAGGAAGCAUUACAGAAUGAAAGAGAUCUUUUAGGAACAGUUUGGGGUGGACCUGCAACUUUAGAGGCUAUUGCUAAGAAAGGAAAAUUUAAUAAAUAACUUGUUUUUCGUGUGGAUGUAUUCCAAGUAAAGCUCCAGUAACUAAUAUGUAAUAAAUAAUAAAUAUGAAUAUCAGAAUUACUUUGAAGGCUACUAUUAAUAUGCAGACAUCUUUUGAAUAUUGAACUCAUUCACCUUAUUUCUUACCAGUUACUCACUUGGAUAUUUACUGUGUGAUCUGGAACAUUUAGUUAAAAUAUACACUUUUGGCUUAAAACUUAUUGCUGUCAAUUUCAAUAAUAAUUCUUAGCCUAUAACCAAAGAGCAGUGUUUAAAAGGAAAAGCUUCUAUACAAAACCUAUUCCUGGUGUUACUUUUCAUAAAAUUUUUGUUGUCUUACCUGGAAAUAAUUUACCAAAAUAAUUGAAUGAGUGUUGCUGUUAAAGAACAAAAGUGGAAAGGAUCAGGGAACAAGAAAAUAAGAAAGGACAUGAUCAAUUAUUUUCUUCUGCUCCAAACAGCUGGAAUAAAAUUCAAAAGACGUACCUCACUACCCA